This is a messenger RNA of Xiphophorus hellerii (green swordtail), 1498 nucleotides long. RefSeq names its product phospholipase C, X domain containing 1, tandem duplicate 2 (gene plcxd1.2). Gene Ontology annotation, molecular function: phosphoric diester hydrolase activity. Lineage: Eukaryota; Metazoa; Chordata; Actinopteri; Cyprinodontiformes; Poeciliidae. The record is from RefSeq and is a predicted model, not a curated record. Gene Ontology annotation, biological process: lipid metabolic process. The transcript is spliced from 5 exons. The coding region runs from base 348 to 1286 and encodes 312 amino acids.
UUCAUUUUCUCCUUCCCCAGAUCAAGUGUGACACAAACCUCAACGUGUUCAAUGGAGAUUUUAUGAAGAGCAACUCUAAGCAGUGAUUAAUUAUGAAAUGGAAGGAAAAGGACUGAGGUUUAUUACAAAUAAAAACCACUGUUUCCUGCCUUAUUUCACCCAGAAACAACAAAUAACAUGCAGUGCCAUUCAAUACUUAGAACAAAAGGUUGGCUUUUCUUUCUGACGGAUCUUUUUCCUCCACGUUCGCUGAGACUCUUAAUGAAUGAAACUCUUUCGGUCGGAGAGACCUUAAUACUGUUCAACUCUUGGAUCAAGACCAAGCCUCCUGGUGCUCUUGUUUUCUCAUGAAGCCGUUCAAAAGUGGAUUGUCUGAGGUGUUGGCUGGGUGGAUGAGACGCCCGGCUCGGUUCUGGUUCUGGUCGGACAGGAACUUCAGGUUCUACAGGGAGAGGGAAUGUUACAGUAAAGGGGCCGACUCUGAAUGCCAUGUGGCUGGUUUCGUGUUUCCUGGCAACGGGAACCAUGGCUCCGCCCGCUUGGACAAGAGCAUCGAGGAGCAGCUGUCAAAGGGAAUCCGGUUCUUCGAUCUCCGCGUUGCGCACAAACCCAACGACCCGUCCGACGACCUCUACUUCACACACGUCAUAUACACACACCUGACGGUUCUGAAAACCCUGGAAUGCGUCGAGCACUGGCUGAACUCUCACCCGAAGGAGGUCGUCAUCCUGGCCUGCAGCCAUUUUGAGGGAAUGGACGACGCGUGCCACGAGUUGUUCAUUUCCCACUUGAAGAAGCUGUUCGGCUCAAAGCUGUGUCCCCGGAAGGAGCCGGUCCUGAGCCUGCGGAGCCUCUGGGCGUCCGGUUACCAGGUCAUCCUGUCCUACGAAUCCCAGCUGGUGGCCAGACACCCGCAGCUGUGGCCCGCCAUACCGUACUGGUGGGCGAAUAAAACAACGGCACAAGAAGUGAUCCGCUACCUGGACUGGAACAAAGACAUGGGACGACCAGAGGGCUUCUUCGUCUCCGGCCUGAACCUCACGGCUCCGAGGUCGUACAUCGCCAAGAACCCGAAGGAAUCCCUGCGGACGCUGACCUUCAGCAACUGGGAGUGUCUGAGGGAGUGGGUGGAGCAGCAGAGACCCGGGUCGGACCCUCACAGCCUCAACAUCAUAGCGGGGGAUUUCGUGGGUCCGCUUCCGCUCUGCUCCCUGGUGAUCGGACUGAACCACAAACUGCGACCGAAGAUCUCAGCCCGUCCCAUGAAGGAGCAGCAGCAGCAGUGAUUUCGGCUUCACGUCUGGAUUUCUUGUGUCUAAAAUGUUCACCGAUUUAAAAAGAAAACCAGCUGAGGUCGUUUUGUUUUCUACCCGAGAAAAGUUUGCAUUUCUUACGUGAAGCCAAGUAUAUAUUUCGUACAAGAAAACGUCUCGUUCUGGCUCAGAUUUGUCAGCUCAGAUCUUUUAAUCGCUGCAGAGUAAACACAGUAUUUUCCUAA